UUUAGCAGCAGCAUGCACAGCCGCUUGGGUCUUCGCCUUGCCUCGUCGGUCGUCCGCGCCGCAGGCCCGCUUGGCACGCAGGCGCAGAAGCGCUCGGUGGCCUUCUCGCAUGGCAAAAAGGGCCUCCAGGAACUGCUCCAUCGCAACAAGGAAUGGGCAAGCAACGUCAAGAAAGACGACCCGACGUACUUCUCCAAGCUCGCAGACACGCAGACGCCCGAAGUGCUCUGGAUCGGCUGCUCGGACUCGCGCGUGCCGGCCAACCAGAUUUUGGACCUUCCGCCGGGCGAGGUGUUUGUGCACCGCAACAUUGCCAACCAGUUUUUGAGCACCGACUUGAACGCGCUUUCCGUGCUCGAGUACGCCGUGAACGUACUCAAAGUCAAGCACGUCAUCGUGUGCGGGCACUACGGCUGCGGCGGUGUCAACGCGGCCUUGUCCCAACAAGAGUUUGGACUCGUUGACAACUGGCUUCGCAGCAUCAAGGACAUUUACAGCGACAACACGGCAGUCUUUGAGCGCCUCUCGGACGACAAGAAGAAAUCCGACUUGCUCACAGAACUCAACGUGGCCAAGUCGGUCUAUAACGUCUGCCACACGCGCAUCGUUCAGAACGCCUGGCAGCGAGACCAGGAGCUGCAAGUACAUGGCUGGUGCUACCGACUCAAGGACGGUAUCAUUCGCGAUCUGAAGAUUUGCAUCUCGGGCGAGGAGCAGGUCGAGGCGAUCUACCGCAAGAUGAUGGAGAAGACGACGCCCGAGCUCUGAGCUCUGCGUGGUAUCCCGUCUGCGUCAACCUUGUCCAAUAAACCGCAUAACAUGAAGUUGGCUGAUGCAGUCGUCACUUCGCUAUACUGUCGACCUGCCAAGUCCAUACCCGAU
Messenger RNA from Saprolegnia diclina VS20, 882 nucleotides. RefSeq names its product carbonic anhydrase. Gene Ontology annotation, molecular function: carbonate dehydratase activity; zinc ion binding. The coding region runs from base 13 to 768 and encodes 251 amino acids. The transcript is spliced from 7 exons. The record is from RefSeq and is a predicted model, not a curated record. Gene Ontology annotation, biological process: carbon utilization. NCBI's taxonomy places the organism in Eukaryota, Oomycota, Saprolegniomycetes, Saprolegniales, Saprolegniaceae.